Molecule: messenger RNA, 5058 nt
Organism: Volvox carteri f. nagariensis
Lineage: Eukaryota; Viridiplantae; Chlorophyta; Chlorophyceae; Chlamydomonadales; Volvocaceae
Exons: 27
Coding region: 1-5058 (1685 amino acids)
Biological process (GO): cyclic nucleotide biosynthetic process; intracellular signal transduction
Source: RefSeq, a predicted model, not a curated record
AUGUGCGCUGACCAGGAACUAAGUUGUUGCACCGUUUAUCCGCUAUAUUGGGUUGGAUGCUGGUGGCGCAUUGGUUCUUUAACCGCCGUUGUCCUGACUAUUACCAAGAGGUGUGCUGGGACAGUGACGUCUAGUUUUCCCUCCACCCACCCAAGCAGUCCUGGGAUUGCCGCGAUGCAGUUGUUGCUGGCCUUGGGAGAUGAUUUCUUGUGGACGGCAAACAUCAGCAAAAAAUGGACGAGCCAUUCCGGGCCCCGAGUUCCUUCGGAGCUAAACGAUGCCACGAGCGCCGGUGCCGUGAGCGGCCAGCCCGCCCUGCCCGCGGCCGCUAACCUGGAGAUUAAAUCCGUCCGGACAAGCGAGGAUGAAGUACCUGGUGAAGGAGGACAAGCGCAAACAUCGUCGCCGCAAGGCCAGACAUUGCCGGCCCGGCCGGGGCUUCCCCUGGUCCCCUCCCUGCCGCUGGCGCUCUCCGUGGUCACACCUGCAACGAAAAACCCGCUGCCCGGCUGGGUUCCCACCCACGCGGACCUAGCAGUAAAGAAACGCAACACAGCCGGGGCAUCCGGCACCACGGAUCCCAUGCGCGCCGCCGGCCUAGGUUUGGUGCUACCCACCAACGGAGAGCACACCUACCGGCCAAAUGCCCUCUCCGGAGGACCGGCCGAUUACACUGUCCGUGCGGCAGCUCUUGGCCGCGAUGUCGAUUUCAGUGCACGCUCCGUAAUCGUGGGUAACAACGGGGAAGGAGGCACCCGUGGCGGUGUGCGCUUCCAUCUACCCGACCUCCGUGUGCCAUCGAGUCACAAUGGCGUUUUGGCUGCCCGCCGGCGGCUAACCAUGCGGCAGUCACUGGCGCAAAGACUUCGACCCACGGAAUCUGCGGAUGCCACCAAUGCUGUAGGCCGGUAUCCUUCCUCAAUCAAUCCAAACAUGGACGCACUGGCCCCCGCUAGCUCCACCCAGGGGCAUCAAGCCGGGGCGAUAGGUCCCUUCCCGGGGCCUUUCAAGGAGGACGCGCAGCAGACAGGUGGGGAAACCGCCGCACCGAGAAUCUCUCAAACCCGCUCCGAAACCCAUUCAAACCAGCUGGGGAUGUCGCGAGCGUGGUUUAAGCAACAGGGGGCGGGGGGGCUGGAUCCGGAGAACCAGCGAGCCUCUUGCACAAGUGCGACUCACUCCAGUGCCGCCGGUGACGCACACCACACGCCCAACGUUGAGGUGUCAGGGAGCGGGGCCGUGGGAUCGAUGCCGGACGCACUAAGCCAGUUCAGUCAACGGCUGGUGCCAUGGCGGCGGCGCCUCCUACAAGUGAUGAACCACAUAUACUUUUACUGGCUACUCGUGUUCCUUACUUUCUUUAUCAUCUUUGAGGAUGAUUUUAAAAAGGCCUGCCUGCCGCCCACCGUAGACCUGCCGUUGGAAAUCAUCAUCACCAUAAUCGUUGUUCUAUUUUCGUUGGAAAUGGCAUUAUCGUCUUUGUUGCGCCCUGGCUAUUUCCUUGGAUUUUACUUUUGGCUGGACGCCAUCGGCACGUCCUCACUGGUCUUUGAGGUGCCGACGGUUCGAAUCAAAUUCUUCGGGGGCUCUCAAUACAUCAACCUGGCGGAUGGUGGCAGCUUUUUCAGCAAUGCAGGAAAUCAGCUUUACAUUUCUAGCAAAGCAGGCCGCGUUGCGAGGAUCUUCCGGCUAAUGCGCAUGUUGCGCCUGUACUCGAUGUACCAGCAAUACGUACGGCGCCGUCGUAUCAGGCAAGCAUUGCAGGCGGCGGGUGCUGCCGAAGUGGCGAAUAAUGAGGAGCAGCUGUCUAUCAUUGAAUUUGAAAUGCAGCAGGAGAUGGACCGGAAGACUAAAGUGGGCCAGAAGCUGGAAGAGCUGACCACUCGGCGCAUUAUCGUGGGCUUGCUCAUCAUUAUCCUGCUGCUUCCCGCCUUCGACAUCCGUUUGGGCACCUUCGGCCGCUCCAAGACCGUGGGGGAGGGGGCCCUGCGCAUUCUGCACGACAUGGCCAUUGAGCAAGGCCAGAACACCCCCUCCUUUGAUACAGCGUUGAGGGUUUUUAAGGAGCAACUGGUUUUUGGCACUGGCAGCAGAUCCACCGGCUUCCUCUUCAGCCUCAAAAUUGCAAAUGUGACGCACAUGGUGAAGUCGCAAGCGAGACGGCGGUUCGAGGAGUUGUACUACAUGUCAUUUACGACGGUCCUUUGCUCUUCGAAUCUCUCCGGUGCAGCUGGCAACGGCACCAUCACCAGCAACGACACCACCACCAGCGCCACGUCGCAGUGGACUCCGGCAGGCAAUGGAGCCGCCGGCAGAUGCGACCGCUUGGAUACGUUUGCGGUGUACGACUGGCGCUGGUAUUCCCAAGUGUCGGCCAUGCUCAACAUCGCCCGCAGCUUGUUCAUCAUCGCGCUGUUAGUGAUGGGAGCUUUCUUCCUGAACCGGGACUCCCGUAACCUGGUGCUGAUGCCCAUUGAGCGCAUGUUGCAGCGAGUGCAGGAAAUGGCGGAGAAUCCGCUCGCCAUGGCCGAAAGCCGCCUGCAGCUGCAGGCGCCUUGGCAGGAUAAACUCGCGGAAACGAACACACGAAUAGCCGGCCCGGGGAGCAGCAAUCGCGACAGCCUCAUAACCAGUUUUGGCCUGGGCCGUAACAGCAGCUCCAGGAACAGCGAUUCAUCAACGCCGCCGCUGCCGCCGCUGCUGCCGCCGCUGCUGCUUACCGGCGGAAAUACCGACGGCGGCGCCGUGGGCGUAUCACCGGCGGGCAGCGAUACCGCCACCGCCGCCGCCGCCGCCGCCGCCAUCGCAAGCGGCAGCGGCAGCGGCAACGCUAGCGCCUUCACCGCGGGCGGCUCGCCGGGCGCCACUGACCGCAAGGCCACGAUUUACCGGUCUGGCGGCGGGGAGCACGGCGCCUCGAGGCUUGCCCGCCUGUCCCUGGCGACUGCCGCCGACGGCCCCGGCAGCCUGGUGGCGGUGGCGGGAACCCUCCAUCGGCAAUCCCUCCGCUUCAACGCGAUGGAAGCCGCGCAGGCGGUUUCGCCGUUCAGGCGCCUGCGCCCGAUAAAUGGGGGGUGGGAGGCGAACCUCAGAGCUCGUUGGAGCCGCUUCCGGGACCGUCUUCAAGCUCUGGUGCAAAAGAUGUGGGACUACCUGUGGGAGGGCCCCGGCGGGCAGGACGAGGAGAACGCAGCCGCAGCCGCCACCACCACCACGGGGAAUCCCGUCCUUGGUGCAGGAGCGUACGAAACGGAGGUGUUGGAGAAUUCCAUCGCCAAGAUUGGCGCACUUUUGGCGAUUGGUUUCGGAGACGCCGGUGCUGAGGUCAUCGCGGAGAAUAUCCGAAACGACGGUGACAUCAACCCCAUGGUGCCGGGCCGCAAGACGGUGGCGGUGUUCGGGUUUUGCGACAUCCGGCGCUUCACGGACACGACGGAGGUGCUGCAGGAAGAAGUCAUGGAGUUCGUCAACUCCAUCGCCCACAUCGUACACACGAGCGUAUCAACCCACGGAGGCGCACCCAACAAGAACAUCGGCGAUGCUUUCCUGCUCGUGUGGAAAUUCCCGCGGGCCGUACAGUUGCGAGAUCUCAGCACUUUGAGCCGGCGCGAACAUAUCGCCAACGCAUCACAAGGUUCGGAAAGCAAGCGGGGCAUGGAACGCUCCGCUUUGCACACCCCGCUCGGAACCGGCAGUAUCGGCGGAGGGGGAGGUCUUGGCGGCAUUGUUGGCGGCGCAGCCAACGGAGGCGGUGGCGCCAGCGGCAGCGGCAGCGGCAGCUCCGCCGCCGUCGCCGGCGCCUCCGGCACCCAUCCUGGUUCCGCCGGGGGCCUUGUCGCCGGCAGUGGCGGCGGAGCCUCCGCCGGCGCCGCCGCCAUCACUGGCCCAGCAGCCGCAGCCAUCGCUGCCUCAGCUGCAGCCUCUGCCUCCGCUAGCCCUGGCUCAUCAAUGAUCCCGUCUGUAGCCCCCAAGCCCUCACUCAGCGCAUUGGCACUCAGCAGCGCUGGCCGCGUGUCCAUAAAGCGGAAGUUCUUCUCCCUGGGUUCGAACCGCGUGGCCCCCGUCAACACAGGCGGUGAUGGCUCUCUAAGUUCCAACAAUCAUCACAUGUCGUACGUGGCAAUGAACAGCCUGCCUCGAGUCAACACUCUCGCCCAAUUUGCAGACGACUCCUUCCCCCUGACGGGUAGCGACGGGCCGCAUGUCGGCUCUGCCAACAAGCUGACCUACAUCAAGGCCCUCAUGUCGCUGAAACACGACGUGGACCUGAGCUGGGAGACCAAGAAGGAGGUCAUCACCGCCAUCGCGGACAACGCCCUGGCUUCCUUCGUGCUCAUACAGCUGGCCCUUAGGAGGUACAGAUCCGCGCGCCUCAAGAAGUACGCGAUGCGAAAGGAUCUCAAUCGCCGCAUGCCCGGCUUCCAAAUCGCCAUGGGCUUUGGCCUGCACGUGGGCUGGGCCAUUGAGGGCGCCAUCGGCUCCGAGUACAAGAUUGACGCCAGUUACCUAAGCCCCAAUGUCAACAUGGCCUCGCGCCUAGAGGCUGCCACCAAGCAGUUCGGCGUGCCCCUGCUUUUGUCGGAGGACUUUGUGGACUGCCUGUCCAACGAAGUGCGCAGCAAGGUUCGCCAAAUCGACUGCGUAACAGUCAAGGGUAGUACACAGCCUAUGGGGCUGUACACGUACGACAUUGACCUGGAGGCGGUUCCGGAGCCGUCAAAGGAGGAGGUUGAGGAGGGUGACGACAGUCCCGUGGAGGAGCUGAUGUGGAGGUCGUACAUUUGCAAUAACGAAUGGCAGGAGAAUCCAGAUCUGGUGGACAGCUGGGGAGUGGAUCCGGAUUUCAAGGAGGACUUUGAUCGCGGGUUUCAUGCCUACCGGACCGGCAACUGGCCCGAAGCCCAGCGCUGGCUGGAGCUCACCCGCACUGCCUUGCGCGACGACCUGGGCCAGACUCGCGUGGACGGCCCCUCCGACGUGCUCCUUCGCUUCAUGGCGGAGCACAACUUCACGGCGCCGGCCAGCUGGAAGGGGUACCGCGAACUCACGGAGAAGUGA